This is a messenger RNA of Bolinopsis microptera, 1509 nucleotides long. Its product is annotated as regulator of G-protein signaling 4-like. Lineage: Eukaryota; Metazoa; Ctenophora; Tentaculata; Lobata; Bolinopsidae. The transcript has 4 exons. The record is from RefSeq and is a predicted model, not a curated record. Bases 38 to 592 code for a protein of 184 amino acids.
AUGAAGGGCAAAUGACACAGGAUGACAAGAGAGUGUAAUGUCAGGAGCAGUGACCUCUGUGAGAAGCACUCGACCACCACGUGACACACACCACGUGACACCACGUGACACACUCCACGUGACACCACGUGGCACAACCAAAAUGUCCAGGAAGGGGAUCUUCAAACUGCGCUCUAAAUCAACCAUAUCCCGAGACCAAGCUGCUAAGUGGGAGAAUAACUUUGACGCUCUUAUAAACGAUACCAAAGGAGUGCAGCUGUUCACUGAGUUUGCCAGGAAGCACCACGCAGCUGAGAACAUAGAGUUCUGGUUAGCAGUUAAAGAGUUCAGGAAGAAGCAGCUGCAGGGGGACCGGCUGAACGAAGCAUCUAGGAAGAUUUACAGGACUUUCGUGUCCCUGCAGGCUGAGAAACAGAUCAACAUAAACGACGUGAUACGGAAAGACAUCCAGAAGAACAUCCUGGCCCCCACCAUGACGAUAUUCAACGAGGCCCAAGACAAGAUCUACAUCCUGAUGAAGACGGACAUCUACCCUAGGUUUCUACGAGACGACUCUUAUCUCAGUUUAACGAGACCCACAAGUGAUAACUGAUAUAUCAGCAAGCAAUGGCACGCAGUCUCACAUUCUCACUCGGUUACAAAGCGCUACCUCCUGUAAUAAGCUCUCCUUUCAAAAUGCCUCUUAUUUGAUCUUAGCUUGCCUCAACUCACAGCCGCUAAAUAAUCUCAAGGGGUAUUGGCGUGCUCAGUCCAGGCUGCAGCUCUUAUCAAAUUCGUUGCGUUUUGAAGGGAGAUGACGGAAUGGGGGCACCCACAUUGGAACUCCAUAUUUGGAGCGUCUUUCAAACCCCUGGGUGUCUGAGCUGCGUCUAGCUGGUAACAAAUCUAACGGAGCCCGAGAUUGGCUGCAGUGGUAGCGAGGGAUACUACUACUAUAACUGGAGGAAUACUGAAUAGAAGGUCCUCCAGAGGUCCUCCAGAGGCCUCCAGUUUAUAUACAACAGCUGCUGAGAGCUGUGCGAAUAUAAUGUUCUGUGUGUACGGGUAGUGAUAGAAUAUAUGCGUUUUGUGUGUGUGUUCAGCUCCUCUUAUGCUAGUCAGAAGAAAAUAGAAUAAGCAUAUUUAUCUUUAUUUUUGGAAACUUUAUACGAUUUCGGAAACGGCCGCUAUUGAUUAUCGUUAAUCGUGCCCCAAUUAACGAUAAUACUGAGCCAAACCACUCGGAAAAAAUUAGUUAAUUGAUUGAUUACGUGCCGAUGUCACCCCAGUAAUUGUAAAUCAUGUUCAUGAUUAUUGUGCAUUGUGCAACAUAUUAGUGGAGAGUUUCUUUGAUUAAUAUAUAUAUAUAUACCGGCGUUGUCAUGGUAACGUGACCGGCGCGGUUGCCAUCAAAAUUUAAUUGUGAUUGGUUUUAUUUGUUAUACCUAUCGUGGUGGAGAGAACUUGUAUUUAUUUGUUUAUUGUGUAUUAUUUGGUAUAUUAUUAUACAAACUUUGCUUUUAUAAGUUG